Aspergillus fijiensis CBS 313.89 is the source of this 817-nucleotide messenger RNA. RefSeq lists its product as uncharacterized. Bases 118 to 420 code for a protein of 100 amino acids. The record is from RefSeq and is a predicted model, not a curated record. Lineage: Eukaryota; Fungi; Ascomycota; Eurotiomycetes; Eurotiales; Aspergillaceae. The transcript has a single exon.
GAUCGAUCUCUCCACAACCCCAAUUUUAUGCUACUGUACCUAACAUUCAUGUAUUAAUCAACACCACCUACACCAUCCAAGCUCACAUACUCCGUCUGAUCGGCUGAAACCAAGAUCAUGGCCCUCCCCCCACCCCACAAACCCAACACCCUCUCCCUCCACCUCCUCGACCGCGGCUCCCCCUCCACCUUCCACUGGACCCUCUACCUCACCACCUCCCCUCCGCACGGCCAGACCUUCCACCUCAUCAACGCCCCGGGCUCGGACCUCUGGACAUUCGACUCCCAAACCACAGAGGAUAUCACGCACGGCGGCCGGCUUCUGGUGGCGCUGGAGCUAGGCGAGAUAGAGCCCGCGUUGCAUGCUGCGGUCGCGGAGCGGCUCGCCCAGGUUUCGGCGGGGUAUUCCACCAAUUUCUGAGAGGCGAUGACGUGUCGCGUCUGGGUGAAAGAGGCGCUGGUUGCGUUGGAUGAGGAGGGGUAUCUUUUUCUGCCUGUGGGAGGUGUGCAGGGGGUGAACAAGAUUGAGGAGGAGGCGAGGGGGUGGGCGAUGCGGAAUCGGGUUGCUGGACGGGUUAUUAUUCAGGGUUUGGGUGGUAUAUGAGUACGUUUGCUUGGAGGGGGGUAUAAUGAGGAUAGAUUGUGACGGGUGACAGGGAAUUGGUUACUUUGCAGCAGAAUAUAUAUGGCGGGUCUAAAUUCACAUUGACCUGUACAUUGCUAGUGAAAGACGACGCAAGUUACAAACUGAGAUACAAGGGAAGAUAAGGAUAGUCUUGGAACAUAUUUGUAGAGUCAUGAUCUGACAAGACGCUAGG